Molecule: messenger RNA, 3578 nt
Organism: Spinacia oleracea (spinach)
Lineage: Eukaryota; Viridiplantae; Streptophyta; Magnoliopsida; Caryophyllales; Amaranthaceae
Product: potassium channel KAT1
Exons: 11
Coding region: 467-2725 (752 amino acids)
Biological process (GO): transmembrane transport; potassium ion transport
Cellular component (GO): membrane
Molecular function (GO): voltage-gated potassium channel activity
Source: RefSeq, a predicted model, not a curated record
CAGCAUAUUUCUGAAUUCUGAGUGCUUUUCCUAUUUCUCGUACCUAUGGACCCAAUGAAAUUCUACCAGCUAAAACUUGUAACACAAAAGAGACGUAUUUCUGCCACAUUAAUUGCUCUCAUCUCUCUUCAACCCCACUCGCGAUCCUUCUUCUAUAUACACCAGAUCUCUUCCUGGUCCAUAUGUUUCUAUGCUUGCUUCCCGUUUCUGUUCAGACACGAAAUCAAAGUUCGCGUUUCACUUAUUUCUUUAUCUGUCUAUGUACAUGGCAACUACGCGAUACUUCCUUGCCAUUGUACAAUUGUACAGUAGUCUAGCAAACACAAAAAGAUUUAAGGAAUAGGAAUAAGAGAUUCUUACCUCACUAUAAAUAACCUUCCAAACAUACCUAAGAACCCCGCGCAAAACCUUCACCCUCUCUUACUUACUCUUGUGCUAAACAAACCUUUUUUUUUAGCAUUUAAGCAUGUCCUUUUCCUGCACAAAAACAUUUUUCAACCGUUUUUUCACAGAUGAUCUAAGAAUUGAAGGUAGCAGCUAUGGUAGUAUUUACUCCAGUGAUAUCCUUCCAUCUCUUGGAGCUCGAAUGAACCAAACCAUAAAGCCCAAAAAACAUAUCAUCUCACCUUUUGAUCCUCGUUACAGGGCAUGGGAGAUGCUGCUAGUAGUCUUGGUUGUGUACUCAGCAUGGAUCUGUCCAUUUGAGUUUGCUUUCCUCCCAUACAAACGGGAUGCACUCUUCAUUGUUGAUCACAUUGUCAAUGGCUUUUUUGCCAUUGAUAUAGUUCUCACCUUCUUCGUUGCAUAUCUUGAUUCUCAAUCUUACCUUCUAAUCGAUGAUCAUAAGAAAAUUGCAGUCAGGUACCUAUCAACCUGGUUUAUCUUUGAUGUCUGUUCGACAGCACCACUUCAGACACUUAGCUUUGCCUUUACAACAGACCACAAUGGUGGACUGGGUUUUGAAGCACUUAACAUGCUCCGACUCUGGAGACUUCGAAGAGUCAGCUCGCUUUUUGCAAGGCUUGAGAAAGAUAUCCGGUUCAACUAUUUUUGGACCCGCUGCACUAAACUUGUCUCAGUAAGCCAUCAUAAACUUUUAUCACCUUUUUCUGUGGAGUCAACAACAAUAAUUAAGUUUAAUCAUUCAUGUGGCUUCGAUUUCCUUCCAGUGAAUCCAAAUUUUAAAUCACAGAGCGUAUGGAAAAGAUAUAUUGCUUCAAUUUAUUGGUCUAUAGUCACACUUACAACUACUGGUUACGGCGACCUGCAUGCUGAAAACACAUUUGAGAUGUUAUUCGAUAUUGUCUACAUGCUAUUCAAUCUAGGACUCACAUCAUACCUCAUCGGAAACAUGACAAACCUUGUUGUUCACUGGACGAGUCACACCAGAACUUUUAGGGAUACAGUGAGGGCUUGUUCAGAAUUCGCAGCACGCAAUCAGCUUCCUCCACGGAUACAGGACCAAAUGCUGUCACAUAUAUGUCUGAAGUUCAAAACAGACGGGUUAAAACAACAAGAGACCCUGAAUAAUCUGCCCAAAGCUCUUCGAUCAAAUAUUGCACAAUAUCUCUUCUUUCCCAUACUCCAGAAAGUCCAGCUUUUCCGCGGAGUUUCUCAAAACUUCCUUUUCCAACUGGUUUCUGACAUAGAGGCUGAAUUUUUCCCACCAAGAGAAGAUGUCAUUUUACAAAACGAAGCACCAAGAGAUAUUUAUAUCCUUGUAUCUGGUGCACUGGACAUGGUGACUCACAUCAAUGGGCGUGAUCAGGUUGUUCAAAAGAUACUUGCAGGUGAUAUAUUUGGAGAGAUGGAGGUUCUGUGUGACAGACCGCAGCCAUUCACAGUUCGGACAACAGAGCUAUCUCAGAUAUUAAGGCUAAAUAGAACUGCACUUACGAAUACUAUUCAUGCAAACAAGGCAGAUGGACAAAUCAUUAUGAGCAAUCUAUAUCUGAAACUUAAAUCUCUAGAAAGCCAAGGGAUUCUGGAGCAGCAAAAAGUUCAAGAAUAUCUUUGUGGUGAAUGGUUUAAUGGUCCACAAAAAUGUAAGAUGUGCUUUACAAAUGGAUACAAAGCCCAAUUCCAUGAAAGUUCCUUGAUAAAUGAAGGAUGGAAACCCACAUACAAGGUCGAAACGCAAGAAGGUCACGAUUCAACCACGUGUGGCGUGGACAACCAUUUAGUGGUCCAAGACAUACCAAAGUUUUGUUCAGCUGUCCAGGAUGAGGAACUUGGUGCAGUUAAGAUUCUGCUGGAUGAAGGUGCUGACAUGAAUUGGGGACCACCAGAUCCCUCACUACACCAAAGAAACAUUAACAUGUAUAAUGAAAUAAGAAGCAAUAGAAAUAGAGAGUUGGAUGAUAGGAUUAGCAUAGAGGUUGAUGAAAAACAAACACCAGGUCCCAAUAACAUAACCGCGUGCAACCAUGGGGACAGAGCAGUAGCCGAGAAGCCAAGAUCAAGUAAUUGUAUAGAACAGUGGGGAGCAGAAAAUUCAAUAUUUAAAAGUAAUAUUAGAGUUAUCAUUCAUAUGAAGUUGCAAAGUGACCGUAUGGAGAAGCAGUUCGGCAAACUCAUUGUUCUGCCUGAUAGCAUUGAAGAGCUCCACAGCAUUGCAGGCCAAAAGUUCGGAGGAUGCUUCAAAAAAAUCAUAAACGCAGAUAAUGCAGAAGUAGAAGACAUUGGUGUCAUUAGAGACAGAGAUCAUCUAUUUUUCCUGCAAUGACAUCGUGUGCCCUAAGAGUUCAAUGCAAUUUAUAUUUUAGUUGCAUAGCUAGAGUGCAGUUUGCAAAUAAAUUUUAAUUCUUCAGACCUACCAUAAAAAGCUCCAGGGAAUGAAGAGAAAAAGUGUAUCAUACAACAAAAAACAUGCAAAACGACAAGUGCCAGAACUGACUGAAAUCGAAAGGGAAAGACAGCAAAGCUCCAUUCAUAAACCCAGCAGUAGAUUAUAUUACCAUUAAAAAAAAACCUAGAUUUUAUGUGUCAGUGUACAACAGUACUUUAGUUCUACAUUGCAUGUAGAAACUACUGAACUAGACUUAAGUUUCCACAACCUAUUGCUAAGAUCAGUUUUUCCCCUUCUAGUGGGAGAAGAACAGUUGUUCAACUCCAUAAAUUCGUGAUGAAUUACUGCACAAGCUAUAAUUAUGCCACAAAAUCCAUGUCUCCGGGAAUCAAGAAAGUCACUAGUACCCUUGUGCAUCACCGCCUUCACAUCAUUAAGAAAACUAAUGAGAUCAGGAUGCACCUCUGUCAAAUGAAGUACAAUAAUGUGACAGGAGUCACAGGAUAGCUGGUCCUGCAAAGCAACUUCAACAACACUCCCAGUCUCCAUCUUUCACUUUCUGAGAGGGAAGCUGCACUCACUCAGCAGAAAUACACUAAUAAAGUAUGAUAUACAACUACAGCAUAGUUCUUAAGCAUCUGAUAUACACUACCCCUAUGCCCGGUACCUUCCCUGAGUGGAAUAAAGAUAGUGUUGCAAAGAAUAACAAACAAUAGCUAAGAAGUUUCAUGAUUCAAAAGAUUGUGACAAUCUACAGGCUAUAUAAUUAUGUCAGUUCGGCAUUUUAACA